Drosophila virilis is the source of this 3831-nucleotide messenger RNA. It is a transcript of the gene Gbs-76A, whose product is annotated as Glycogen binding subunit 76A. Gene Ontology annotation, molecular function: protein phosphatase 1 binding; glycogen binding. Gene Ontology annotation, biological process: regulation of glycogen biosynthetic process. The record is from RefSeq and is a predicted model, not a curated record. Gene Ontology annotation, cellular component: protein phosphatase type 1 complex. Lineage: Eukaryota; Metazoa; Arthropoda; Insecta; Diptera; Drosophilidae.
AGACCACUGUGCAUUAUUAAAGCAUAUUGGAUGCUCUCUCCCUCUCUCAGAACACGCAACACCACCCAAGCCCGCCCACUGUACCAGCGGAGAGACGAUAAAGAAUAGAGAAAAGUGAGAGUUUUAGGCAUGCCGCAAUGCUUGCAACCUACUUGAAACCUUCGUCAGUUGCCACACGACAGGACAGCUGCACGGGCAGGCCGAACUGGAAGCGUAACGCAAUGCAGCAAAGUUAUAGAUUACUGGAAAGCAAUCCGUGAGUUGAAGAGUAUCUGAAAGAUACACUCGCAGUAGCAGCUAGUAAUGCCAAAUUAAUAAUAAUUAAAGCGCAGCGUGCGAUCUACCGGGCAGCUGUUUGCUAACUCUCGUUCUCGCAGCGCUCUCAGAAUGUGUUAAUUCUCUUUGCGAAAAGUGCUCGUAUCUUUGUAUCUGUAUCUGAACACGGCCCAUGCCAUUGCGUACUCUCAGCAGCGUACCCCGCCGCCAGUGGGCGAAAGACGCAACUGCCGACUGUCGACUGCUGUGAGCUGCUACGACCUUGCAAUGCCCUUGAAUGGCACUCUUAUUGCGACCAAGUCGCCGUUGUUGCCACUACAACUGGCGGUGCUGCCACGGCUGCCACGACGAGCGCUGGCAAAAUACAGAAAUGGAUUUAAAUUGAAAUUGAAAUUUUGUAUAUCGUAUUUGGUGUGAGCUAUUGUAACUCGCCGUGCUUGCCAUCACCACGAACAGAACCGACGGUGCAGCUCCUUUUUUUACAAUUUUAACUUAACCCAAGCGUCGCGUGUGUGAACCAGAGCGCCGCAUAAAUACCAAAAAUAAAGUCAAAUAAAAUGAAAACAUCCUAAACAUAUCGCCUUGGAGACAGUGCACAAUAUAACUUCCUUGUUAAAAGUGUUAUCCAAGCAACUAGCGCCAUCUGUGGGCCCGAACCGUGUUUUUGCCGAGAGUGUGUGCGUGUCUGUGCACUAAAAGUGAAAGUUCAGGCAAACGAAAUCCUUCGUUAGCCCCAUUCGCUGGGUCACUUCCUUGGCACAGUUUUAAGGCGGAGGUGUCUACGUAUAUAACGAUACCGAAGCACGCAAUACAUAGCCAAACAUAUACUGACGACUUCCACACUAUAUAUACCAGAUAUAUGCGCGUGUAUAUAUACGCUAUAUAUAUGUGCCAUAUUUAUGCGACAGCUUUGACAACUCAUAAUUUUUAUUGCUCCAUAAACGGGCAGGCCAAGAACUUGGAAAUAAAAAAGGAAACCCAUUGGAACUAAUCAACUUUUAGGCAGCAUCGUUGCAAUUGCCGACUCGCAAAUUGACGUGACGUAAAUGAAUGAGCCCGGCGAUAUACCAUUGACACACAGUAGCACGCCGGACAACAGGCCGCCCUGCAGCAUUAUCUCAAUAAUACCAAACAUAGGGAUGUCAUCAUGCCGUGGACGUGCCGAGGCAUUCGCGCGAAGUUUGUCCACAAAGCUGCGCACCUUGGGAUCACAGACCAACGAGGAGGGCGCCAAUGCAGAGGAUGAACCUAUUAUAAAUGGCGGCAAUACCAACACCUGGGUAAACGCACACGAAUCGGAACAGACUGUCACCGAUCUCCAGCCGCUGCGUCACGAGUCAGAUUCAUUUUUUGACUUCGACUGCGAGCUGGAAUCGCCAGGCAGUCCAGUGGAUGAGUGUGAGUACCUGCGUCUCAUAGAAACCGCCUCGAAUACGCCACACAACUCCACGGCCGAGUCUGGCUAUGCUUGCGCAUCGGCGGCAAGCAGUCACAGCAGCACAGAUGGACCCUACUUUGAUGCGGCAGCCGGCAGCAGCAGCAGCACAAGCAAUGUGCCAAAUGAGCUGCUGCUGGUCACCACACAGCCGCAGGCGGAGCGCAGCAAGUUGCCGGCAACGGAGCUCAAGGAAUAUAUGAACACAUUGCAAAUAAAUGGCACUCAUGAGCCACUGACAAAUGGUGAUCAAGAUGAGGCGACGGAGGAGGAGGAGGAGGAGGUGGUAGGCAAAGUGGAACCGAAACAGAAGGAACAAGCAAGGGAGAGCGAAGAUGAGACGCUGCUGCAGGCACAAAUACUAAGCGAACUGCAGCAGCACAGCGAUAGCAUCAAGAGCCCUGGCAACGGUUGCAGCCAGGAACAAACGGAGCAGGCGGCAGUUGAGGAGGCGGUGUUGGUUAAUGGUCACGUUGAUCAGCCAGAAGAGAAGCAGCAACAACUCGAAGUUGACAAGCUAGCUCAGACAACUACAGAGCAGGAACAGGCAGAGCAGGCGCCCGAGAGCGGUAUAGAUGAGGUAGACAAAUGCACAGAGGGCAUGCUAACUGUGGACGUGGGACUGGCACAAUUGGAGCAGGCUCAACAGGAUGUAACAGAGGCGGUUAACGAGGCGGAGAAACCCAGUCAUGGCCAUGGCAUAGACACCACAGACGACGAGGACGACUGUCGGCCGCAACGCGUACGACGAUGCUCCUCUUUGAAAACAGGCAAAACGCCGCCGGGUACGCCUGGACGCAAAAAGAUUGUGCGCUUUGCCGACGUGCUUGGCUUGGAUUUGGCGGAUGUGAAAACAUUUCUGGACGAAAUACCAACCAUACCGAAAUCCGCGUUUGAGGAUCUGGAAAUACUUGAGUCAGAGCCACCACUGCAGCUUGGUCCCAAAUCGGAUAAGCUGUUGAUGCCGCUGUUCCAGCAGCCGGGCGGACUGCCCACAUUCCUCGAUGCGGUGCGCGAGAAGCAGGUAUCGCUGGAGAAUGCCGCUGUCACCGAUAGCAUCAAUCAGACAAUCUCCGGCACGGUGCGUGUACGCAAUCUGGACUUUCAUAAAUCAGUGCAUGUGCGCUACUCGCUGGACGGCUGGCGCAGCUAUGCGGAUCUGCAGGCCAACUAUGUGGAGAACUCCUGCGAUGGCUUCUCCGACAAGUUCACGUUUGUGCUAUUUGGCAAUUCGCUGCAUGUCGGACAACGUCUGGAGUUUGCCGUGCGCUUUCAGUGCAAGGGUCAACAGUUUUGGGAUAGCAAUUAUGGCGCCAACUACUGCUUCCAAUGCUUGCCCAGCUCGAAUCACGUGGCAUCGCCGGCGUCUGUGGUGAAUAGCGCCGUGCAGUCGCAUCAUGGCAGCAAUUUGGUCGGCAUGCUAAGCCCCACGGCGGGCGAUGCCUGGUGCAGUUCGUUCUACUAAUAUGUAUAUGUAUCUAUAUAUGUGUAUAUAUAUAAAUAUAUAUUUAUAUAUGUAUAUAUAUAUAUGUAUAGUUAGUAGCAGUUUGCGAGGGCACUCCGAGGAGGCAGUAGACGACGCGGACGCGGGUCGUUGCAGUCAAUGCCAAAAGGCAGCGCGCCGUCAAUGCCAUUGAACGUCAUUAACUGGUGUCGGCCUUGACGGCGUGUGCUGGGGCGUCUGCCACACCCAGAGAUCAGAGAUCAAUACUAUAUAGAGAGAACGGUGCAAUCCACCAAAACCCCAACCCCAAACCCACAGCCCAGCCCAGCCCAGCCCCUCCCUUGUACGUACAUGUAUGUAAGGCAAAUGUUUAUAUUUUUAUAGAGCGGAAUAAAGUUAUGCUGGAAACGAAGCAGAAGAAGGAGGACCAGAGGCAGCGGCUUCGAUAACCAGGCGAAUAAAGUAAAAAAUAAGAGUGGCCCGAACAAAAUACGAUUAAACAGAGCCAGCAAAGUGCGAAAGAAUCCCAAUGAUAGUUAAUAGUCUUAAGUUAUAAGAAGAGCAAGUGAUAACUAAUGAUGAUGAUGAUGAUGAUGAUGAUGAUGAUGAUAAUGAUAUAAUGUUGAUGAUCAAUGAUUAAUGAUGCAUAAUGAACACUUUUUAAUGUCUACUACAA